AGUGUUCUACCUUAUACGACAAGAGGUUCAGAUUAUACCAGUUUGAGAAACCAGAUUCGAAGGCAUGAAGGAAUCUGAUAGCGGAGAUGCUACAUUUACACGUAUGGACUCUGCAGCCAAAGUAAUCACAGAAUUUAAAUCUGCAUUAUGGCUACAACAACUUAUCAAUGAUGGAGACCGCAACAAAUUUGAUCAGUACUUGCGCGCAGUUAAAAAGAUUCAGCGAUUGAUUAAAUCAGGCAUGAUUAGCGGUUAUGAGAGUCAGGGAGGUCUUGCUAUGAAUACACUGCAGAUGGUGUUUCAAGGAAUAUUGGACUGCUCAAUCAGUGGGACUCACUCUGUAGCUUUGAAGUCCACCGUAAACUCCAGUAGUGUGUCUUGCAGUUCCGGCUAUGAGUUGCAGGCUAGCAAUUAUACGGGCCAUGGUGAGCUCUCCUCAGAGCAAGUCUAUCGUCUUCGUGCCAUAGUAAAGAGGAUGAAAUCUGCAGAAUGCCUUAGGGACUGCAUUGGGGCGUACAAAAACUCGAGGAGAGCAGUAGUGGUUGCAAGGUUUCUGAGGUUUGGUAUUAAUGACUUGCAAUCAUGGGACGAAGAGAAGUUUGCUGCAAAAAUCACGUUAUGGAUACAAGCGGCCAAUACAUUUUACAACACUAUUUUCCCCAGGGAGAAAAAAUAUUAUGACCAGAUCUUCGCGGGGGUAAGGCCUGUUACGUAUAGUAAUCCUUUCCUGGAUAUAGUCGAACUUGUUGCAAUUGAGUUGAACCACCUUGUCGAUGUAAGUCCUAAUGCAUCAUUUCAAAAUUUGUUUGCUGUUUUGGACCUGUACAAGGCUUUGCUUGGUUUGUUGCCUAAGAUAAAAAACAUAUUCCACACUGUAUCGUGCACAGAUAUAUCCGAUGGGGUGAGUAAUACUAUUAGUAGCCUAGAAACUCUGGUAAGGAAAUUGUUUUCUGGAUUCAAGGAUGCUGUUCUUAAUGAGAGCUCGAACAGUUUAUCUCCAGAAGGCGGAGUUCAUCAUAUGACGGAGUACACAAUGAAGUUCAUUACAAAAAUUUCACUUUACAGGGAAGUGCUAACAAAAUUGAUUGUAUCUCGCCCUACUGAAAGUUUAGGAAAUGAGGCAGAUGCGAAAAUUUUGGAAGCUUCAGGUGGUACACCGUUGCAACUGCACAUGAUUUGGAUCAUGAUUAGUCUGAGAAUAAAUCUGGAGUCUAAAUCUACUUUCUAUAAAGACUCAUCAUUAGGCUAUUUAUUCAUUAUGAACAAUUUUAGCUAUAUAAUUAAGAUUCUGACAGAUGAUCCAGAACUACUAGAUGUGAUUGGGACGGAGUAUCAAACAGAGUUGAGCAAAGAUGUCUUGCAGGCAGCACAGGACUAUGUUUCAUCUACUUGGCGCAGGGUUUUGUAUUGUUCAAGACGCGAUGGAUUAAGCUAUAUGUUUUCAUUUUUUAGAAGGAUUUUAAAGGAUUCUGGGAAGAAGAGGUUCAAGGCUUUCAACACUGCACUUGAAAAGGUUUGUCAGACUCAAUCUGCAAGAAUCAUACCAGAUACGCACCUGCGUGCUCAGCUUCAUGAGAUGAUACUGAGUAAGUUGCUUCCGGCCUAUGAAUCCUUCUUAGAGAAAUAUGGUAGCCACAUACAAAGUGAAAGGUACAAGGAGAGAUACAUCAAGUACUCAUCAGAGGACCUCCAGAAUAAAAUUCAGAAUUUGUUUUGGAAUAUCUGAUAGUCCACAAUGGUGCAUAAGAGUUACUUAAGACUCCAUUCCACCAUUGGAUUAACUAGAAACUAUUGAAUACCAGUGCACCAUAAAUUGUACUAUCUUUUUAUUAUGCAAG
This is a messenger RNA of Daucus carota subsp. sativus, 1838 nucleotides long. Its product is annotated as exocyst complex component EXO70C1. The record is from RefSeq and is a predicted model, not a curated record. NCBI's taxonomy places the organism in Eukaryota, Viridiplantae, Streptophyta, Magnoliopsida, Apiales, Apiaceae. Gene Ontology annotation, biological process: exocytosis. Gene Ontology annotation, molecular function: phosphatidylinositol-4,5-bisphosphate binding. Gene Ontology annotation, cellular component: exocyst. Bases 65 to 1726 code for a protein of 553 amino acids. The transcript has a single exon.